AUGGCUUCGCAUCUCUGGCAAAGAAAAAUCCUCCCAGAAAGUGAGAGCGGACAGACGGCAGAGUUCGCUGCUUCCAAAGCUUCCAGACAGGGGCCCCUGGAAAGCCGAGCUCCUCCGGCUCUUCUGGGCAAGCACCUCAAAGCAGAUGAUUUGGAAAUCUGCGACAAGUGUGACGAUGAAGACGAUCCACUCGAUUCGUUUGGCUUGCCUUACAUCCGUCCAUCGCAUCGCAUUAGCGAAGCACAGUUCCUGGCAAGAGGUCAGUUCCCAUCUGCGGCACAGCAGAUUCUGCAUGAUCUGCGGCAUGGAGCCGACUGCAGGAGACGGGCAAGUGCUCCUGCAAUCACUGCAUUCGCUUCCGAAUUCACCGGGCCGGCUGGGCCGGCCCAAUCCCGCAAAAGAGCCACUGUCUGCGCGCACCACCUGGUGGAGAUCGAGCAUCCCUUUGCGGCAAAUCGCCGAGAGGAGACGCUGGGCCUUGGCCCUUUUCCUAUCUUCCCACUGCCGGAGACACCUCAAAACGCAGGUGAGGAAUGCAAGUCCAAGGAGGUCCAAAGCGAAAGAAGCUUGGCCAGCAAGGCCUUGGCAAAGCAAUCCUCAAGGAUAUCGGUGGCCACAUCGAGCAUGCGAUGGAGGCAACCGGAAAGCACCCUGAUAAUCGUGGAUUGGGACGACACCAUUUUUCCUACAAGCUGGUUACAACACAAGGGUUGGUUCGCACAGUGGCUUACUUCUGGAAAGCUCGGCACCUUCAUGGAACGAGACGAGCUGGCUAUCCCAACGAAUGAUUGCGCUUUGAUGGAUGAGCUAGACACAGUCAUGGAAGCCUUCCUCCAGUCCGCCUGUGCACUCGGACAAGUUAGCUGUGUAACUUUGGCCCGAAGGCCGUGGCAAGAGAGAACUAUGAAGGCUUUCCUGCCAAAGUUGUCAGAUGCGUGGGACAAGCACUGCGUUGUCGUGCGAUACGCACGUGAAGAGAAGUCGGUCCAUGCAGACGGGUUCACUCCAUUGGACAAGCAAGACUAUGAGAUGGUGCGACAAGUGACCUUUGCCAAGAAAAAGCAGAAGGCCAUGGAACGGUUGCUGAAAAAGUUCUACAAGAAAGGAAGCUGGAAGAACGUGAUAAGCCUCGGCGACGGGCCAGCAGAGCGCCAGGCUCUCCAGGAGAUCGGAUUCCGCCACAUGAACCCAGCAAGUCCCAGAACGGGAGAGCAGAAGUCCUUCAGAACGAAGUCUGUCAAGAUGCUGGAGGAGCCCGCUUGCUCUGAGCUCAUCGCGGAGCUUCAGAUGGUGCAAGCCUGGCUGCCUGCGUUGGCAUCUUUGGAUGAGGACGUUGACAUAGAUCUUGCUGAAGGUGAGGAAGCACUUCUGGACAUCCAUCAGCAACUAAUGGAUGUUGUUGAAAGCGGCUCCAGAUCAACAAGUCCAGACAGUUCUGCCAGUUGA
Molecule: messenger RNA, 1446 nt
Organism: Symbiodinium sp. CCMP2592
Lineage: Eukaryota; Dinophyceae; Suessiales; Symbiodiniaceae
Source: the annotation of a GenBank genome assembly